Molecule: messenger RNA, 240 nt
Organism: Arabis nemorensis
Lineage: Eukaryota; Viridiplantae; Streptophyta; Magnoliopsida; Brassicales; Brassicaceae
Source: the annotation of a GenBank genome assembly
AUGAUUGUUCUUUUCACCGGCGCUGAUGAAUUGAAUGAGGGAACAUUGGAUAAAUACUUGUCACUUGGUUGCCCUCAAUAUUUGAAGGCCAUUGUCAGAAUGUGUGAUGGAAGAAAGGUUUUGUUUGAUAACAAGACUAACGAUGAAGCCAAGAAGCUCAAGCAAGUUCAGGAGCUUAUGGCCCAUGUUGCAACGAUUUAUAAGAACAAUGAUGGGAAUCCACUUACGAGAGAGAUGUGA